GCUGGGAGCGCUGCUAUGGCGUUUCUCAGACCCGCGGCUCCUCCUCACAAGCUCGAGGCGGAGGGAAGGAGGGGUAAGAGGAGGAGGCGCGCGGACGGCCGCCGCAGCUGCACACCCGGGGCCAGAGAAGGAGGCGGAGCGGGCGCCGCCGCAGCCACCCCGGCCGCUGCCGCCGCCCGCAGCCGCGGGGCUGCUGCGAGUCCUCUCCGGGCUUGAGGGCACGCGGGGCGCCCCGGCCAUGCCCCGCAUUGGUAGCUGAGCCGGGCGCGGGCCCCGUCCCUCCCGUCCGCGUCAGCCGCCGUGCCCCCGGGCUGCCCGCGGCCGGAGUGCCCGGCGCCUCCCGCGCGCCCCAGACCGCGAGCGCGAGCAGUCGCGGCCGCCAAGGCGCGGGUGGUGCCGGAGGCGGCGGCGGCGGGAGCGCGGGGCAGGAGGAGGCGGGGAAGAUGGACCCGGCGCCCUCGCUGGGCUGCAGCCUCAAGGAUGUGAAGUGGAGCUCGGUGGCCGUUCCGCUCGACCUGCUGGUCAGCACUUACCGGCUGCCCCAGAUCGCGCGGCUGGACAGCGGAGAAUGCAUUGAAGGGCUGCGGGAAAACGAAUACCUUCUGAUUCAUUCGUGCCGUCAGUGGACCACCAUCACUGCCCACAGCCUGGAGGAGGGACACUACGUCAUUGGGCCAAAGAUAGAGAUCCCAGUACAUUAUGCAGGGCAAUUCAAGCUGCUGGAACAAGACCGAGAUAUAAAGGAGCCAGUGCAAUAUUUCAACAGUGUGGAGGAGGUGGCUAAAGCAUUUCCUGAACGCGUGUACGUCAUGGAGGAAAUCACAUUCAACGUGAAGGUUGCUUCGGGUGAAUGCAAUGAGGACACCGAAGUUUAUAAUAUCACCCUCUGUACUGGGGAUGAACUCACUCUCAUGGGGCAGGCAGAAAUCCUGUACGCAAAGACUUUCAAGGAAAAGUCACGACUCAACACAAUCUUCAAAAAGAUCGGCAAGCUCAACUCCAUCAGCAAGCUGGGAAAGGGCAAAAUGCCAUGCCUGAUCUGCAUGAAUCACAGAACCAAUGAAAGCAUUAGCCUGCCAUUCCAGUGCAAGGGCAGAUUUAGCACCCGCAGUCCCCUAGAACUUCAGAUGCAGGAGGGCGAGCACACCAUCCGCAACAUUGUGGAGAAAACCAGGCUCCCCGUGAACGUGACGGUGCCCAGCCCUCCGCCCAGGAACCCCUAUGACCUCCACUUCAUCCGCGAGGGGCACCGCUACAAGUUCGUCAACAUCCAGACCAAGACAGUGGUGGUUUGCUGUGCGCUACGGAGCAACAAGAUCCUCCCCAUGCACUUCCCUUUGCACCUGACGGUCCCCAAGUUCAGCCUCCCGGAACACUUGGUAAAGGGAGACGUGUGGCCCGAGACCCUGGUGCAUCACUGGCUGGGUAUCUGCCAAGAACAAUUCGACAUCGACGAGUAUUCCCGGGCUGUCCGAGAUGUGAAGACCGACUGGAAUGAGGACUGCAAGAGCCCCAGGAAGGGCCGGUGCUCUGGCCACAACCACGUGCCCAAUUCUCUGAGCUACGCCCGCGAUGAGCUCACGCAGUCCUUCCACCGGCUCUCCGUCUGCGUGUAUGGCAACAAUCUCCAUGGCAACAGUGAGGUGAACCUCCACGGCUGCAGGGACCUGGGGGGGGAGUGGGCGCCCUUCCCUCACGACAUCUUGCCCUAUCAGGACCUGGGGGACAGUGGGAGCGACUACCUGUUCCCGGAAGCUGGUGACGAAUCGGCGGGCGUCCUGGGGAAGUCGGAGCUUCCUUACGAAGAGCUCUGGCUGGAGGACGGCAAGCCCAGCCAUCAGCCUCUCACGCGUUCCCUGAGCGAGAAGAGCAGAUGCGAUCAGUCCAGAGGUUCCGUCCGGUCCAAAGGUGCAACCUCUCCUCUUCCUGUGCCCGGAACUCUGGGAGCAGCCAUGAAGUCUUCAGAGAUCGCCCUACCUCCACCUCCAGUGCCUCCCAAAUCUGAAGCCGUCAGGGAAGAGUGCCGGCUCCUGAACGCCCCUCCUGUUCCGCCCCGAAGCGCAAAGCCAUUGUCCACAAGCCCCUCCGUCCCUCCUCGCACAGCCAAGCCAGCGCGGCAGCAGACUCGUUCUCCCAGCCCCACCUUGUCCUACUAUUCUUCAGGGCUGCACGACAUCAGCGUUCCUAAAAGUGACACAAGUCCUCCUGAAAGCGCUCCUGUGUCCUGCUACCCCUGUAACCGUGUGAAAACGGAUUGCGUGGACCUCAAGUCCCCAAUGGGAAGUCCCUCUGCUGACACGCUCUCCUCCAGGCUCUCGUGGCCCAACCAUUACUCGGGAGCAGCGGAGAACCAGACCAGGAAUGACUUCCUGCUGGGUCCCAGCAGGAGCUACAGUUACCCCAGACAGAAGACGCCAGGCACACCAAAGAGAAACUGCCCAGCACCCUUUGAUUUGGAUGGCCUUGAGCUCUCGGCCAGUCCCCCCGGCUCUAUCACUUCAGAAUUCAGCGGCAGCAUCUCCGCCUGUCCCAAGUCAGCCAGCUACUCUGUGGAGAGCACAGAUGAGAAAAUUCUGGCUGCUGACACGACCAAGCAGAGUAUUUCGUGCCCUGCCUUACCCCCCAGGGCUCCCAAACCAGUGGAAGAGAAAACCGCCUCGGACACUUCUCCUUUGCCUCUGAAAAUUGAUGGUGCUGAGGAAGACCCCAAGUCAGGGUCACCGGACCUCUCUGAGGACCAGUACUUUGUUAAAAAGGGCAUGCAGGACAUCUUCUCCGUCGCCUACCCUUUCGCAUCUCCGCUCCACCUCCAGCUGGCCCCCAGGUCCUGUGGCGAUGGCUCCCCAUGGCAGCCGCCCGCUGACCUAUCGGGACUCUCCAUAGAAGAAGUGGCCAAGUCGUUACGGUUUAUUGGUUUGUCUGAAGAUGUCAUAUCAUUCUUCGUUACUGAGAAGAUCGAUGGGAAUUUGCUCGUUCAGCUGACUGAAGAAAUCCUCUCAGAGGAUUUCAAAUUGAGCAAACUGCAGGUGAAGAAAAUAAUGCAAUUCAUUAAUGGCUGGAGGCCCAAAAUAUAGCCAAAUAACCCCAGCUAGCAUUGAACAAAAUGAACAAAUGUGUGUGCUAGAAGGGGUGGGCUGGGACACAAUUCCAUGUUUUUUGCACUAAAAACCUUCUCUGUAAAUAGGGAUAAGAGAAACUCUUACUAUGCAGAUUACGUUUUUGAAUGGUGAACAGGCUAUUUUGUACAUCAAUAAAAAUGCUGUACAGAACACUUAGAGGUGUGCCUUGUACAUCACUCAACACUCAACAGCUGCUAAAAGACAAAAGGCAUGUGCAGAGAAGUAAUUCUCACCCAAGGAAGUUUAUGUGAGAAGGUAUGAUAUUUAUUACAAAAUAGCCAAAGCUGAAAACUGUAAGAAUCAAAACAAACAAACAAAACUUAAAAAAACAAAAAACAAAAAAAAAACACUUUUUGAACAACAGUUCUCUCCUUUGGGGGAAUCGACUUUAGACAAUUAACUGUCCUGUGCUCUGUCGUUUGGAUUGCUCAGUGCUAAUCGUUUUACUCUUGUGCCUGAAAAUGUUAGUGAUAUGAAAUGACACUUUACUGUUUGAUAUAUGCUUGGUGGGGAUCUUUUCAUCAAGAGACAUUUUCCAAAAGUCAUGUGUUGAUAGAGGAUAUAUGAAAUAAUACAAAUCAUGACCACAAUAAUUUAUCUAUAACUACUGCUGAUUUUAUUGAGCAGUGGGGAAAAAAAAAAACCCCGAACAUAUACAUAUAUGUGCACAUAUGUAUACCCAAUACACAUGUGUGUUUUAAACAUCAUUAGUCUGAUAUUUUAGAUAACAUCUGUUCACUUUCAAAAAUUUGGGUUUGGGGCCAUUAACUAAGUUGACUAUUUUAGGAAGAGUGGACAGAGUGAUUCCAAAGAUUCUCAGAACCCUUCCCCUCGAAGCUCAGUCUGACUCUGCUUCAUCAUGGAAAGCCUGGAAGAAAUCAGUAGAGGGUCUGUAUUAAAGAAUUAAAUUUGUAAGCCCAAGGGCGGUGGUUUGCUUAUAAUAAUACUUGCAUACCGAUGUCUGGGAAAGUGAUAGUUUCUUGUCAGAGGGUAAUUCAUCUCCGGUUUGAGGGUCAUCUUUUUU
Messenger RNA from Lontra canadensis (Northern American river otter), 4143 nucleotides. It is a transcript of the gene GAREM1, whose product is annotated as GRB2 associated regulator of MAPK1 subtype 1. Gene Ontology annotation, biological process: cellular response to epidermal growth factor stimulus; epidermal growth factor receptor signaling pathway. The record is from RefSeq and is a predicted model, not a curated record. The transcript has 6 exons. NCBI's taxonomy places the organism in Eukaryota, Metazoa, Chordata, Mammalia, Carnivora, Mustelidae. Bases 444 to 3074 code for a protein of 876 amino acids. Gene Ontology annotation, molecular function: proline-rich region binding.